Molecule: messenger RNA, 2140 nt
Organism: Neodiprion virginianus
Lineage: Eukaryota; Metazoa; Arthropoda; Insecta; Hymenoptera; Diprionidae
Product: UDP-glycosyltransferase UGT5-like
Exons: 5
Coding region: 165-1904 (579 amino acids)
Molecular function (GO): UDP-glycosyltransferase activity
Source: RefSeq, a predicted model, not a curated record
UGAAUUAUGUAAUCAUCUUGGUUGUAUCUAAUCAUGCUGAUUCAUGGUAAGUAAUGACAUGUUCAUUGCAAAUUUUCUAUUAUCUAUCUGUGCAAACGUAGUCUGGUAUAUAACUGUGAAAUUAUUAUGCUUAUCAGAAUAAAACGCCAGACGGUAAAUUUAUAAUGACGUCUCAUGCUUCGGAAACUGGAGUGGGAAAUAAAAGUGAUUAUAACCGACUCAAUACUGGUCAACACGAUAGAACAUAUCGAACAUCUGACUCCGAACCACAAGUUAAACAACCAAGCUGGAUAUAUUUCGAAUCAACGAGCAUGUCGCGUUGUUCAAUUUUCGCUGCACUGAUCCUGGUCGCGGGUGUUUUGCAUCAGGGACGUGCCUCAAGAAUACUCUGCAUAUUUCCAAUGCCGUCGUUAAGUCAUCAAGUCGUAUUUCGAGGGCUUACCACGGCUCUGAGGGAGCGAGGCCACGAGCUGGUCGUUAUCACCACGGACCCAAUCAACGAUCCAACCCUCAAGAAUUACACGGAGAUAGAUAUAAACUUUCUGUACGCUGACUUUACCAAGGAUGUUGAUUGGAUUGCUACUCGGCACAAGGUGACUUGGAACGAAUUGUUCCAAUCCGUCGCGCCAAGGUUUAUACCGAUGUCCGAACGGGUUCUCAAACAUCCGGAUGUGAAAAAGUUGUAUUCACCAAACAGUGGGGAGAAGUUUGACCUGUUGAUAAUCGAGAUGCUGUAUUGGCCCAGCUUUUUAUCUUUCGCCAAAUAUUUCGAUGUUCCAGUUAUAGGUAUGACAUCGUUCGGGCUGCCUCUUCAAAUGCAUUACGGCAUCGGCAACCCCAUAAUGCCAUCUGAUCCGGCGCAUUGGGACACUGAGAUAAAAGCCCUGGGAAAAUUGUCGUUUUGGCAACGGUUACAAAACUUCGUGUACGCUUGGAGAUUUUUGUAUUAUUACAGAACCGUUUAUUUGCGAGGACAUCAGGAAAUAUCUAGAAAAUAUUUUGGAACUGAACUUCCUGAUAUUGCUGAUAUUGAGAGAAAUGUUAGUUUGAUUUUUAUCAAUCAGCAGGCAGCGAUUUCGUUCGUCAGGCCAAACAUUCCUAAAAUCAUAGACAUCGGUGGAUUUCAUAUCUCCAAGAAAAUUGAACCGCUGUCAAAGAACCUUCAGAAGACUUUGGACGCUGCGACGCAAGGCUUCGUAUACAUGAGCCUUGGAACGAACGUCAAGAGCGUCAUGUUGAGUAACGAAACAAGGGAAGAAUUUCUUGCCGCGUUUUCAAAACUGCCCUACACCGUUAUUUGGAAAUUUGAAAAUGAGAUUCUUCCUGGCCGACCAGACAACGUGAUAAUCAUGAAGUGGGCUCCGCAACAGUCCAUCUUAGCGCAUCCCAAUAUAAAAGCCUUCAUAUACCAAGGAGGACUUCAGAGUACAGAAGAGGCGAUUUCUCACGUUGUUCCUGUGAUCGGGUUGCCAGUAUUUGUCGAUCAGGAUACACAAGUCAAUAAAAUGGUGUCCCUGGGUGUUGGCAAGAAGUUGGAAAUCCUUACUCUCAACAGGAUAGAUUUAGUGGAUGCGAUUAACACCAUUGUGCUCGACGGCAGCUACAAGCAGCGAAUGUUGAAAUUGCGGGAUUUGAUGGAAGACAAGCCGUACGAUUCGUUGGAGAACGCGGUUUGGUGGACGGAACACGUGAUACGUCACAAAGGUGCUCCGCAUCUCCAUUCGACGACAGCCGACGAUCCCUGGUACCAACAGCAAGAUAUGGACCUAAUUUUCGUUAUCUCUACCACAAUUUGGAUAGUAUCUAUUGUAGCACUAGUUGUAUUAUACAAGGUGUUGGUACACAGUGUCCGUUUGCUAAACCAUAAUCGGAAAUUAGUUGGCAAAAAAAACAAAGUACGUUAGAUUACAUCUGAGACUUUGUCGCAGUAGAUAUUUUCCGAAAGACAUUUGUGUAAAAUAGAUAUUAAAACUGAGUGCCACCGUGUGAAUCAAAUACCCCAAAGGAUCCAACAGGAAUCUAAUGUCUAUCCGAUAAUUGAGCAUAUACGUAAUUCCAAGAGUUGCCAAGUAAAUGGUGUUGGAAAUAUCAGCACACAUUAGACACCGACUUUAUACAAUACACGGUUUAUUUGACAUUU